Molecule: messenger RNA, 2405 nt
Organism: Dromiciops gliroides (monito del monte)
Lineage: Eukaryota; Metazoa; Chordata; Mammalia; Microbiotheria; Microbiotheriidae
Gene: SGK2
Product: serum/glucocorticoid regulated kinase 2
Exons: 14
Coding region: 226-1314 (362 amino acids)
Biological process (GO): protein phosphorylation
Molecular function (GO): ATP binding; protein serine/threonine kinase activity
Source: RefSeq, a predicted model, not a curated record
CUGACUGAUGAAUUUAAGAGGAUCAGUGGGAGAUGGCUUCUCUUAUUCCUGGGUGAUGGUACAGCAAGGGGUGGCCUUGUUAACAGUUCAACAAAUAUUUAAGCACCUACUCUGUGCAAAGCAGUAUGUUAAGCACCAGAAAUGCAACACAGGAAUGAAAUAAACUCUGCCCUCAAAGAAUUUACAUUGCAUUAUGAACAGUGCUGACAGAUUGGCUGUUUUACCAUGGAUCCGUCUGCAAGUCCUAGCCUCCAGACCUCAACAUCCAAGGGGAAUAUCAACUUGGGACCUUCAGCAAAUCCAAAUGCCAAGCCAACAGACUUUGACUUCCUGAAAGUGAUUGGAAAAGGGAGCUAUGGAAAAGUUCUCUUGGCCAAACGCAAGUCUGAUGGGAAAUUUUAUGCUGUAAAAGUCUUACAGAAGAAAUCCAUCUUGAAAAAGAAAGAGCAAAAUCACAUCAUGGCAGAGCGCAAUGUGCUUCUAAAGAAUGUGACACAUCCUUUCCUGGUGGGCCUUCGAUACUCCUUUCAGACUUCAGAGAAGCUCUAUUUUGUCCUAGACUACGUCAAUGGAGGCGAGCUCUUCUUCCACUUGCAGCGGGAGCACUGCUUCCUAGAACCUCGAGCUAGAUUCUACGCUGCUGAGGUGGCCAGUGCUAUUGGCUACCUGCAUUCUCUGAACAUCAUUUAUAGGGAUUUGAAACCCGAGAACAUUCUCUUGGACUGCCAGGGUCAUGUUGUGUUAACUGAUUUUGGGCUUUGUAAAGAAGGAAUGGAGCCAGAAGAAACCACAUCCACUUUCUGUGGCACCCCUGAGUAUUUGGCUCCUGAAGUAUUGAGAAAACAACCUUAUGACCGAACAGUGGACUGGUGGUGUUUGGGGGCUGUUCUUUAUGAGAUGCUCUGUGGCUUGCCACCUUUCUAUAGCCAAGAUGUUUCUGAAAUGUAUGACAAUAUCCUUCACAAGCCUCUCCAGAUCCAGGGAGGCAAGACAGUGGCAGCCUGUGAUAUCCUGCACGGCCUUCUCCAAAAGGACCAGAAGAAAAGACUGGGUGCCAAAGCCGACUUUCUCGAGAUAAAGAAUCAUGUCUUCUUCAGUCCAAUAAACUGGGAUGACUUAUACCACAAGCGACUCACUCCUCCUUUCAACCCAAAUGUGGUGGGGCCUGCUGACUUAAGACAUUUCGACCCAGAGUUCACCAAGGAAGCAAUUUCCAGUUCUAUUGGACGUACACCAGAUUUGACAGCUGGCAGCUCUGGGUCUUCCAGUGCAUUUUUAGGUUUUUCUUAUGCACCUGGGGAUGAGAAUUUUUAAAUUGCUAAUAAGCCCAGGCAUCAUCUGUAAAGAGGUGUUCAUGUUAUUUAUCAUUGGAGUCAAAUUGUACUGUCCUAAAGUGGAAGAUGUGAUAAGUAUAACUGUACAUGUCCCAAUUUUCUCAUGCUGACCAUACAGCACUCUUAGGUGUUACAUCAGAAUGAUAUUCAUUUGAUGGGAUAAAACUUAACAGGAAGAAAGGAAAGAACAGAGGAAGAAAGAGAAGAAGGAAGAAAAGAAGGAGAGAAGGAAGGAAAAGAGGGUAAAGUGGGGUAUGUGGCCUAUUCAGGAUUGGUCCUGAUUUAGUUGUGGUGCCAGUGAUGGGGCACCAUCAUGAUCUAUAGUCUGUUGUAGAAACUUACCUUUGUCAGUUCCCCUAAUGGUAGUCAGGUAUCAGAAGACUGAUGUAAAAGAUACUUAUUUAUAAACCAGAAAACCAACUUAUUACUAUACAAUGGAAGGUAUAGCUGGCCUCAGAAUCAAUAAUAGUUAUUUUUACAGGGUAUUUUUAAAUGAGUGAAUUCAAAGAGUCUUGAAAUAAUUUGGAAUUAUUUAAAUUAUUCAAAGGUUACCUUUUGACCCAAUAAUUCUAUUAUUAGGCAUAUACCCCAAGGAAAUCAAUGGCAGAAAGUAUAGCAGCACUCUUUGUAGUAGCAAGCUGGAAAUGAGAUGGAUGCCUAUUUAUUGUGGAGUGGCAGAACAAAUUGUGAUAUGUGAAUAGAGUGGAAUGUUAAAUUUAAGAAAUCAUGACUAUGAAGGUUUCAGAGAAACUCAGAAAGACUUGUUAGAACUGAUGUGACCAAAACAAGUAGAACCAAGAGAACAGUACACAAUGACCACAACAACAUAAAUGAAAACAACCCUAAAAGUCACCAGGAUUGGAAACAAUGAAAAGACCAUUUGUGACUACAAAGAAAUGUUAAUGAAAUAUCUCUCUAUCCUCUCAGCAGAGAUAUAGUGGAAACAAGUGUGGGAUGAGGCCUAUAUUGUCCACAGUCAGUGUGUCAGUUGUUUUGUUUAACUUUAAUAAUGUAACAAUAGUUAACAUUUCUAUUGUUCUUUAAAGUCAAUAAAGCAUUUUGCAUACAUUA